AUGGAUGAAAAAAAUACAAUUGGACAUGAAGGAAAACUUCCAUGGGCACUAUUACCGACUGAUUAUUACUGGUAUUUAACACAUGCAACAACUACAAAAGAUGCGUCAAAACGUGUUGCACUUAUUCUUGGACGUCUUACAUUUGAAGAUGUUAUUAAAUUCGAUAAAAAAUAUCUUUCGAAAUGGCAUUUGAUUGUUAUUACUAAGCAAUUAUCAGAAAUCUUUUAUAAUACUUAUGCAGAUUAUGAUAGAAAUCAUAUUGAUGUUGUAAAUUCUUUUGAUCAAGCCGCUCAUAAAGCGAAACAAUUACUUGACACACCGAGUUCUAUGAUUGAAUCUGUCUUUGUGUUUGGCGGUGUUAGACCAUAUGAACAAGCACUAGAAUCCAAACUUGUUCAACGAAUUUAUUUAACAAGAAUUUUUGCAGAAGUUCCUCAAUGUGAUACUCGAGUAUCAAAUUUUGAUUUAAGUGAUUUUCGACGAAUAAAACGAUCAAGUGAUGAAAUUCUUGCAGAACUAGAUGAUAAAAUAUUUGAAGAAAAUGGAUGGAAAUAUCAAUUUCAAGUAUAUGAACAAAAAGAUUUAUGA
This is a messenger RNA of Rotaria sordida, 588 nucleotides long. The record is from the annotation of a GenBank genome assembly. Lineage: Eukaryota; Metazoa; Rotifera; Eurotatoria; Philodinida; Philodinidae.